AUGGCUACUUCAAACACUGUCCUCUCACUCUCAUCAGCCGAAAAGAUAGCCUCCUACCAACUCCUCCCGCCCAACGGCCUGGUCAGCGAGGCAGCUCAGGCAGCUCACCGCAUCAACCUGCUCAAUAGCUGGGGACCAGAUGUGAUCAAGCCCGGAAGCCGAAUCCUCGAGAUAGGCUGCGGGCAGGGCAACUGCACGGCCGUGCUGGCCGAGGCGGUUGGUCCGAGUGGCCAUGUCGAUGCAUACGACCCAGCCCCGCCAGAUUACGGCUCCCCAUUCACGCUCGCGGAGGCACAAGGUCACAUCUCACAGAGCGAAAUUGGCAAUAGGAUAACGUGGCAUCGUGAAAAGCCAUGGCAGCAAGAGGUGUCGAAUCCAGAUGGAGAGGUGGAGCCCAAACAAGAAUGGGACGUCGUCGUUCUGGCCCACUGUGUCUGGUACUUCAAGCAGCGCGAUGAGCUUUCGAAUAUCAUGAACCUCCUGAAGUCGAAAGUUAGGAAGGGUGGUAAGGUAUGUAUCGCGGAAUAUGCGCUGCACGCCACGGCAAAAGCGGCCUGGCCUCACGUCCUGGCUGCCUUGGCAACGGGAACCUUGCAGGCGCUCGGAAGUGAGGACAGCUCAGAGAAUAUACAGGCACCUCUUAGUCCUGAGCAGAUUAAGAGAAUUGCUCGGGACCAAGAUUGGAACCUUGACAGUGACGCAGUGCUUGUUCCCAAGGAAGGUCUUUUGGAUGGGAGGUGGGAAGCGGGAUCCGUGGCUAGUGAGUAUUUCUCAAAAGAGGUGGACCGCGUCGUUUCUGGUGAGGAUUGGAAGUCAAUUGCGAUCUUGAAAGCCAUGCGUGCUUCUGUACUGGUAGCGGUGGACGCCAUUGGUGGUGUAAAGGAGACACGAACGAUGGAUGUGUGGACAGGCGUCUUUUCCGUGGACAAGGGACAAAAAUGA
This is a messenger RNA of Diaporthe amygdali, 942 nucleotides long. RefSeq names its product sam-dependent methyltransferase. NCBI's taxonomy places the organism in Eukaryota, Fungi, Ascomycota, Sordariomycetes, Diaporthales, Diaporthaceae. Bases 1 to 942 code for a protein of 313 amino acids. The transcript has a single exon. The record is from RefSeq and is a predicted model, not a curated record.